CUUGUGGGGUUCUGAACAAAUCUUCGCCGUGUAUGGAGAAUGGUCACUGCACGAAACACUUUCCGAAGAAAUUUGUGAGACGUACUACAAUUGAUGGAAGUGGAUUUCCCAUUUACAGAAGAAGAGACAAUGGAAGGAGUGUAAUGAAGAAUGAGACUCUUCUUGAUAAUAGAUUUGUCAUCCCUCAUAACCGUACAUUACUGCUCAAGUAUGGGGCUCACAUUAAUGUUGAGUGGUGUAAUCAAACCCGGGCAGUGAAAUACCUCUUCAAGUACAUUAAUAAGGGUAAUGAUCGGAUCACAGUAGCAUUCUCUGAGGCAUCCGACAAUCGUAAGGUAGAAAAGGUUGAUGAGAUCAAAAUGUAUUACGAUUGUAGAUAUAUCUCUGCAUGUGAAGCGGCUUGGAGAAUCUUUGGAUUUCACAUUCAUUAUAGGGACGUCGCAGUUGAACGUCUAAGCUUUCAUCUCCCUGGGCAACAUAGUGUGUACUAUAAUCCUAAAGAGUCUGUCAGUUCUGUUCUUAGACGUCCUACUAUCCACACUACUAAGUUUCUAGCUUGGAUGCAUGCAAACAGUGUGUAUCCUCAAGCUAGGAGCUUGACUUAUGCUGAAUUUCCUACCAAGUUCACGUGGAAAACCGAAACAAGAGAGUGGGUACCAAGACAAAGAAGCACCGCAAUUGGAAGACUAUACUUCAUGCGACCUGGAGCCGGAGAGAAAUAUUAUUUAAGGAUGCUCCUUGGUGUCGUGAAGGGGGCCAGGAGUUUUGAAGAACUCAGAACAGUUGAUGGAGUCAUACACUCGACGUUCAGAGAAGCUUGCUCUGCACGUGGUAUGUUAAAUGACGAUAAAGACUAUAUAGAUGGACUUAUAGAACAAAGUCAUUGGGCAACAGCGCAUGAACUUCGCGUCACAUUUGUUCAUCUUUUACUACAAGAGUCAUUAUCUAUGCCCAGUAUGGUUUGGGAGAAGUGUUGGCCAUAUCUAUCUGAUGAUAUACUCUACACUAUUAGGAAGAAUCUCAAUGAUCAAGAACUGCAGCUUGAUGAGAAGCAAAUAAAGAAUUAUUGUUUGUUGGAAGUUGAAAAAAUUCUACAACAUCGUGGAAAGUCUCUAUUCUACUAUGACGGAAUGCCUCGAGUGACGGAUCUUGACAUUCCCUCUCUCGAUGAUGUUUUGAUACACGAGGAAUUGAGAUAUGACAGACUUGCUUUGGCGGAGGAACAUGCUAAAUUAAUUUCCGCCUUGACGGAGGAUCAAAGGCGUGUUUAUGAGACAAUAGUGAGUUCUGUAGAGGCCAACCGUGGCGGUGUGUUCUUCUUAUAUGGGCACGGCGGUACAGGGAAAACAUAUCUGUGGAAGACCUUAUCAGCAUAUAUAAGGCAUCAAGGAAAUAUUGUGUUGAACGUAGCUUCAAGUGCGAUCGCAUCAUUGCUCCUUCCAGGUGGAAGAACGACACAUUCCAGGUUCGCUUUUUUGGUUUAAAACUUAUAACUCCAAAUAAAUACUAACAAAAUGAAUUGUAACUUCUAGGUUUAAAAUCCCACUCACAGCAGCAGAAGAUUCAACUUGCAACAUAAAGCCAGGAAGUGCACUUGCGAAGCUAAUUCAAAUGACGAAAUUGAUUAUUUGGGACGAGGCACCCAUGAUUAAUAAGUACUGCUAUGAAGCUCUUGAUCGAACCAUGCGGGAUAUUCUUCGACAUUCAUACGGUUGUGAUGGGAGCAAACCUUUUGGUGGAAAGACAAUUGUCUUUGGCGGAGACUUUAGACAGAUUUUACCGGUAAUUCCAAAGGGUAGCAGGCAAGAAAUUGUGCUGGCGACUUUAAACUCAUCCUUCAUUUGGCCCUUUUGCAAGGUACUAAGGCUAACGAAGAACAUGAGAGUGCGAAGUGGAUCAGACGAUGUUAACUCUGCAUACAUAAAAAGGUUCAUUGAUUGGAUUUUAAAGAUAGGGGACGGAGUUCUAGGUGACAAUGAGGAUGGAGAAUCAUAUAUUGACAUACCUGAAGAAUUCCUCGUGCCUUGGAUUUCUGAUCCAGUUACUUCUAUUGUCCAGAGUACAUAUCCCAAUUUCUUAGCACAAUGCACAUCACCAUCAUAUUUAAUGUCAAGAGCAAUACUUGCGCCAACAGUUGACGAGGUGGACAAGGUUAAUGAUUACAUGCUCGCACAACUACCAUCAGAGAUGAAGAUAUAUUUCAGCUCCGAUUCUGCAUCAUUAUCUGAUUCUGAUAGUAGUUUGUUGCAAGAGAUCCAUUCUCCAGAAUUCCUUAAUGGAAUCAAAUGUUCCGGAGUACCUAGCCAUGAGCUCAAAUUAAAAGUGGGUGCCCCUGUGAUGCUUAUGAGGAAUCUUGAUCAAUCAUUGGGUUUGUGUAAUGGCACUCGACUUUUAGUGACCCGACUUGGAAAGCAUGUUAUUGAGGCCCAAAUGUUGUCAGGGCCAACUGCCGGCCAAAAACAUUUCAUUCCCCGUCUUACCUUGACUCCUUCUGAUGUCAGACUGCCAUUCACCUUUCAGCGUAGACAAUUCCCUCUGAUGGUUAGUUAUGCUAUGACUAUAAAUAAGAGUCAGGGCCAGUCAUUGGAAAAUGUGGGGAUAUUCUUACGGCGACCGGUUUUCACCCAUGGGCAGCUUUAUGUUGCUGUAUCAAGAGUCACGAGUCCAACUGGUUUGAAGUUUUUGAUAUGUGACGAUAAUGGUAGACCGACAAACUCCACUUUAAAUGUUGUAUACAAAGAGGUCUUUAACAAUUUGUAAUAUAUGCAAGUACCAGGGAAAGAGCCACACUCUCUAUCUGUCAGAUUGGGAUUAUAUUCCAACUUACAUCCUCCCAACGUACUGUUCGGUCGGGGUUGGGGGGCUCUCAAGGAUGAGGUGUCAUCCUUUUUUUUUGUAAUCAACAGACCACGUAUCCCGUGCUGCGCAGAUGAACAGUAGCCCACCAAGUAGACGCGGAAUCUCACGGAGAGCCUCCAACAACCGUCCAAAAUCACUUUUGACCGUCGGAAUUGGCCGGGAAUUGCAGAAAACCGUCGCCGGUGAACAGUACCCGCUGCAACCGCUAUUUCAUUUCUCCGGCUACAGGCAACCCCAGCGGUAGGAAAGUAAAUGCGUAGGUGCGCCCAGAGAUGGCGAACCCCGAUCUACCUUCCUCUUCAAAUUGAUCAGUGUAGUUCCGAUUCCAAGGUUUUGCAAUGAACAGAGCUUAUGCUUUUUUAUUUUCUAGAAAAAAAAAUCGAAAAUAGCUCAAAAAAUCCCAAAAUUACAAAACCCCUAAUAGGCUUUCAUUGAUGAUUCUACUUAAAUUUAUGAAGGGAGAAUUUGAAUUUGCACAUCAUGUUUUGGGUGAUAUUUGACUUUGCACCCCAUUUUUAAAAUUAUUAAUGUAUGCACCCUAUUAGCCCAAAAAUUGUGAAGGAGUGGGGUGCAAAGUCAAAUGAUUUUAUAGUAAAUUGGGGUGCAUACAUUAAUGAUUUUGAAAAUAUGGUGCAAAAUCAAAUAUCACUCAAAACAUGGGGUGCAAAGUCAAAUUCUCCCAUUUAUGAAAAUCUGGCUUAAGUGCUUGAAUUGACUGAUUCUUCUGAUUUAUGAAACAAAUUAUAAUGAAAAUAUAUUUUAUUAAUUAAAUAAAGAAAAAAAAGGAAAAGUAGCUAAAAUAAUCCUCUAUAAUAACUUCGGUCAAUAAAGUCAGAAAAGUAAUUUCAACCUUAUUUUUUCUUAUUGUUACACAAUUCAACGUGCGAAAAAAAACGUUAUAUGUUUGAUGAAAAAGUUAGAUCAUAAAUCUCAUAAACAGAAAAAUAUGGUUACGGACUAGUAAUCUUAAGGAUUUCCGAAUAAGAAAACGGAUGAAAAAGCUCUCGUAAUACUGAGGAUAAUCGUACGAGAGACAACAACCUAGAAGUUUGAAAAAGUUUUUCCAAAAUCUAGUGGGAGGCUCUCAACUAGGUUGCAUUGAUUGUCUCAU
Cuscuta europaea is the source of this 3970-nucleotide messenger RNA. Lineage: Eukaryota; Viridiplantae; Streptophyta; Magnoliopsida; Solanales; Convolvulaceae. The record is from the annotation of a GenBank genome assembly.